GAGAUCAGCCUCAGGACCCAGCGCUCAGCCUGCCCGCUUCCGCUUGCGCGCCCAGCCUAGGCCUGCCUCCGCCCGCUUCCCCAUGGGCAGCCCCGGCUCCCGACAGAGCCUCGUCUGCCCGCCCCGUCCAGGCCUCGCCUGCUGCUAUCUCCUAGCUCUCUUGGCCCUGGCCUCCGCCUGCUACAUCAGAACUGCCCCAUCGGGCGGGAAGCGCUCGGCGCCGGACAUGGACGUGCGCGAGUGCCUCCCCUGCGGCCCGGGAAGCAAAGGGCGCUGCUUCGGACCCAGCAUCUGCUGCGGGGAAGAGCUGGGCUGUUACGUGAGGGACCGCGAGGCCUGAGGUGCCAGAAAGAGCUACCUGCCCUCCCAGUGCCAAUCUGGCCAGAAACCCUGCAGGGAGCGGAGGCUUCAUGCGGCCGCCGGAUCUGCUGCAGCAGCGUGA
Sarcophilus harrisii (Tasmanian devil) is the source of this 442-nucleotide messenger RNA. RefSeq names its product oxytocin/neurophysin I prepropeptide (gene OXT). NCBI's taxonomy places the organism in Eukaryota, Metazoa, Chordata, Mammalia, Dasyuromorphia, Dasyuridae. Gene Ontology annotation, molecular function: neurohypophyseal hormone activity. Gene Ontology annotation, cellular component: secretory granule; extracellular region. The record is from RefSeq and is a predicted model, not a curated record.